GUGGCCGGAGCUGCGGAGGGGCCUGCGAGCCGUGGCGGAGCGGCGGAGCGCCUGGCUCGGCAGGGCCGGCUGACGGAGUCCGCGCGCUUGCGCUUGGGGCGGCUCUCUCCGGAGGUGGCCGCCGCGCUGCUCACCGGGGGCGAACAUCGCGCCGGGGUCUCCAGCAUGACGGAGCUGAGGCAGAGGGUGGCCCGCGAGCCGGACGCGGCGCCGGAGGACAAGGAGUCGGAGUCUGAAGCGAAAGUCGAUGGAGAGACCGCGUCAGACAGCGAGAGUCGAGCCGAGCUGGCUCCCCCGCCAGUGCCGGCAGAUGACACUCCAGAGGUCCUCAAUAGGGCCCUUUCCAACCUGUCCUCCAGAUGGAAGAACUGGUGGGUGAGAGGCAUCCUGACCCUGGCCAUGAUUGCAUUCUUCUUCAUCAUCAUCUACCUGGGACCAAUGGUUUUAAUGAUGAUUGUCAUGUGUGUUCAGAUUAAGUGUUUCCAUGAGAUAAUCACUAUUGGCUACAAUGUCUACCACUCCUAUGACCUGCCCUGGUUCAGAACCCUCAGCUGGUACUUCCUGCUGUGCGUCAACUACUUCUUCUACGGCGAGACUGUCACGGAUUACUUCUUCACGCUGGUCCAGAGAGAGGAGCCUUUGCGGAUCCUCAGCAAAUACCAUCGCUUCAUUUCCUUCACUCUCUACCUGACAGGUUUCUGCAUGUUCGUGCUGAGCCUGGUCAAGAAGCAUUACCGGCUGCAGUUCUACAUGUUUGGCUGGACGCAUGUGACUUUGCUGAUUGUUGUGACUCAGUCACAUCUCGUUAUCCACAACCUGUUUGAGGGAAUGAUCUGGUUCAUUGUCCCCAUUUCUUGUGUGAUCUGUAAUGACAUCAUGGCCUACAUGUUUGGCUUUUUCUUCGGCCGGACGCCCCUCAUCAAGCUGUCCCCAAAGAAGACUUGGGAAGGCUUCAUCGGGGGCUUCUUCGCUACUGUGGUGUUUGGCCUUCUGCUCUCCUACAUCAUGUCCGGGUACCGGUGCUUCGUCUGUCCCGUGGAGUACAACAAUGACACCAACAGCUUCACGGUGGACUGUGAACCCUCGGACCUGUUUCGGCUGCAGGAGUACAACAUUCCUGGGGUGGUCCAGUCUGUCAUUGGCUGGAAAACCGUCCGGAUGUACCCCUUCCAGAUCCACAGCAUGGCCCUGUCCACCUUCGCCUCGCUCAUCGGCCCCUUUGGAGGGUUCUUUGCAAGUGGAUUCAAGCGGGCCUUCAAGAUCAAGGACUUCGCCAAUACCAUUCCAGGCCAUGGAGGCAUCAUGGAUCGCUUUGACUGCCAGUAUCUGAUGGCCACCUUUGUCAACGUAUACAUUGCCAGCUUCAUCAGGGGCCCUAACCCCAGCAAACUGAUCCAGCAGUUCCUGACCUUGCGGCCGGAUCAACAGCUCCACAUUUUCAACACACUGAAGUCCCACCUGACUGACAAGGGGCUUCUGACAGCUGCCAUGGAGGAUGAGUAGGGGCCGCCAUGGCGGGGCGCAGGAGCCGGACUGAGCGAGGGGCAGGGCUCCAGGGCAAGGCCAGCUGGCGGGACUUAAGCGCUGACAAAGCUUCAGUUCACUGUCUUGUCUCUCUCUCUUCCCCCUGUAGGGUGUUUUUUAUUUUUAAUUUGUGGGUUUAAGAAUCUGUACAUAUAGUUUGUCUGGAUUUGGGUUGUGUAAGCUGGGAAGAAGUCACAGGACGAAAACCAUCUGGAUUUAAAACAAAAAUGAAAAGCGCCAACCAGGUACUUGCCACCCAGGAAGACAGUGUUACGUGGCUCAGGGUGUUUGCUUGUGGUCCCCUCAACGGAGCUGUCUCCAGGCUGAGGCAGUCUGGGCGUCCGUCCAUGUCCUGGAGCUCAGCAUGCUCGUCGUGGUAUCCUUGUGGUCCCUGAGCCUCCCUGGCAGUCCCUGGGCCCUGGGAGCGAGGGGAAGGUGGCCUUCCACGGCCGGCGGGCCAGAGGCCUGCUCGUCAGACAAGCCUUCUGUCCACCCUGACGCCGUGCAGGGUCAAGGUCAGCCCGGCUGUAUGUGUAAAUAACAUGCUCACCUUCAUCACAGACGAAAAGGAGGUUUCAGUUUUUACUGUUUUCAGAAAGCACGAGAAAUUAUUUAUAGUUGUCUGGAGCAAGUCCACACUAUAGUAGUUCAAGUGCGUGCAGUCAAACGUGCUGUCCUGAGCCCCGUCCUUGUGGCUGGGGCCCGGGGGCUCCUGUAGGACGGCCCGGCUCACUGUCCAGUCCUGGCUGGCGCUGUCCACAUAGUGCUGUAGACUCGCCACUGCUGAAUCCCUCCUGGGGCUUCCUGUGGGGCAGGGGAUGGCAGCCUGCCGUCCGUGUGCCCUCUGCCAGGACAUGCUCACAGCUGCUGUGUUGUGUGUGGGUGGGCUUCUCCGAGCCAGAGCGUGUCUGUGUGUGUGCGUGUGUCUGUGUGUGUAUGUUCAGUCUCUUGUUUGUGCCAGUGAUCUCGGUUGUGCCGCGCGCUCGUCACUGCAACCACCAAGUCCUGCUUCAAACCGGGGGGCCACACCCGGCCCUUCGGCGGAUGAAAUGCCGACUUAGACAAUGUGACGCUCUAGAAGCAGUUGGUGUUUGACUGGGGGGACCCUUCGUCAUUGUUUGUUGAAGCUGUGAUUUAUUUCCCCCCUCCCUGACAACAGGGGUGAUAUUGACUCUGAGAAGACAGAUACAGCCAGGCCAGCAGGCAGUGGCGUGCAGGAGGAGCGGGAACUUAGUGGCCAAAUGUGUUAAAGACUUGAUGCCCGGGGCUGAUGGCAUGGCCUUGCCUCAGUGCCCGGGGCUCAUGCAUGGCGAAAUCACAUUGUUAAGCUCCCCUCCCUGGGAGUGUGUGGCCAGUCCCCGCCGCUCAGCCAUCCAGUGGAGACCCAGCUCUUGCAGAUUUCCAGCUUCCACAUCUGCCCUCCUCACGUGUGCAGUUAAGCAGCUUCCCCCCCCCCCACCCAAGCUUUGAUUACAUUUCAGCCUUGCACUCUUCUGCCAGUCUAGCUGAGCAAGCCCAUGUCAUGGGGGACCCUGGGGACCCUGAGGACGGGCUUCAGGCCCCUGCGAAGUGAGUCGGGAUUGCAGCUGCGGGUCUUUGUGGAGAGCUCAGGAGUGCCAGGGCAGUUUUCUGAGGAGGGGACUUAUAUCACCAAGAAGGGUGGCGUGUCAACCUGUCGUGUCCCGCUGUGCCAUCCCGUGGGUCGGGGCUGAGCUGGGGUGCAGCUGUAGGGCUGCUUUUGGAACCAGGGAGCCUGGUGGCAGCAGUGAGGCUCUGAUUGUUCCUGGGGGAUCCUGGGAGGCAGGGCUGGGUGCUCACCGUACCAGAGUGGAGGCAGGAGAGCAGGGCCAGGGUUUGUUUUCUGUCCCCAAGGCCUGCUGGGGAAGAGGGCUUCCCCCAAGUGCUGGAAGGCAGCGCCACCUUGUGUCAGUUCAGCAUAAUGCCCCUUUCCCCUAUUUGACCAAUCACAGCCUUGGGGAUCCUAAUGAAUGGCAUACCUUGCUUUCGAAGACUCAUGGGGGCGGGGUGGGUCAGAAAUAAAAUGUGAACGAAAUGCUGUAUUUUCCCUUUCCUUGGAGUCAGUAUCUAAGCCCUUGCAUGGUUUUAUGUUUGCCACAUGUUCAUGCACUGCACCCCAUGUUCUCCAGCUCGUGUCCCAGUCUUCUCACUGCAGCCGUCUGAGCUUGGUUCUUCAGGUGCCCAUCCGAGCUCCUUAGCAGACAGAGAGCUUCCCGCUGGAGCUGGAACUCAUUGAGCGUCUUGUGUUGCACCUGCAGGACGUGGACCAGAAGGGCCCUACUCCUCUUGCUUCUGGGGACACAGUGCCCAUGUGCAGAACUGCUGUGCUUUCCUCCCUCGAGCUCAGGUGGCAGCAGUUGCUGUUAGCACACAGGUGGUUAAGAUCCGGAGCUGAGGCAUGGAGACCCUGAGACAGGGCUCACAGUGGAAGCGGAAGCACAGCCUGGCACCGCUGCUGCGAGCGCUUGCCCCUGGUCCCGGUGUGGCCGCCCUGCUGCAUGCUCUCACCCCUGGUCCUGGCGUGGCUGCCCUGCUAGAAGCUCUCACCCCUGGUCCUGGUGUGACCCACACUGCUGCGAGCUCUCGCCCCUGGUCUGGGUGUGACCCACACUGCUGCGAGCUCUCACCCCUAGUCUCGGGCACCUGGGCUCUCUGUGUGUGUCCAUGCCGCCCACUGCCAGCGCCCAAAAAGUGUACAUCUGUGGUUUACUCUGAAGCUGAACCCCUCUGAGGCAGUCCAGGCCGUACUCAUGUUUAUUGUUUUAUUUAUUUAUUUUUCCUGUUUCCUGUCCCUGAGUACUCCAGUGCUGCGUGUAGAAGGUGUUCCCUCCUGGUGUGUGAUCUGUGUGGACUGGUCUCUUCAGAGGGAUGAAAGACAGUGGUUGGCCUUCUACGGGUGGAGUUUGAAAGUAUUUUUAUGGUAUUUCCCCCCCCUUGACCCUGGUCUUUUCUCCCGCAACUACCUUAUUUGAGAAAACCCAAGCAUGUAUUUUAAAGGGAGACUGCGCAGACUUGCUGAGUCGGCUGGAGCCUGAGCCAGGGGGGGUCCCUGGGUUCAGAUCCUCACUCUGUCACUGAGCCCCUGGUAGCUCAGGCCUUCCCCACUGUGCACAGUGGAGGAGGGGGCAGGUGAGUGACUCAAGGCAGAGCGCCCUUGUCUGGAACACUGCAGGUUGAUGGGGUAGGUCGCCGCUGAAGCCCCUUCCUAUUUAGUAAUGACUUAGGCUGCUGCUGUUUCUCUGUCAAAGGGAGGCACAGGAGGGUCUGGCUCCUUCGCACACCGAGAGGAGGGCGCAGAGGUGCCGAGGGGAGAGGGCCGACUCCUGACCCGUGCAAGGUGUGCAGGUUGUUGUAGCAGGGAGCCCUGGGCAGACCCAGCUCCCGUGCUUGUCUGGGACACGGGCUCUCACGGAGGAGCCGGAGCAGGCACGUCCACUCCGGAGAUGCAGCUGGCGGCUGGGCAAAGCCUCCUGUCGUCCUUAUCUCGGUCAGACUGCACUUCCUGGUCCCUCUAUCCACUUCUGCAGAGUUGCCCUGCUUCCAGAGCUGUGAGAUUCACAGCCCCUAUGUCCUGACUUGGUUUCCCUUGUGGGGUGGGUGCCUUGUGUAUGACCUGCACAGGGCGCUGGAGUGUGGUAGUGAAGGGGACCCCGAGGGGCUCAUCUCCCAGUCCUGCAUGCCACUCAUGUGCCCAGGAGGGUGAGUCUCUGCUGCGUGACAGCCCUGUCAGGUUGACCAGAUGAUUGUGUUCACUGGCUGCUCUGCAGGAUAAAGGUGGGGCUUUGGGGCGGCCUCUCAGCUGCGUAGCAGGCCGGGGGGUGUGUGCUGCAGAUGGAUGCCCACGUGUCCUCAGAGCUCAGGAGAAUGGCAGGCAGAGGGGGUGAGCUCCAGCGGCUUCCAGAGCUGUUGGCUGUGUGGAGACCCCAUGCCUUCCCUUCUUCUCUUGCAGAUGCUUCUACUGAGGUUCUUUGUCUUGAUUCUUGAGCCAGUGAGAUGCCAGCAGGUGUCUGUCAGUCGCGAUGGUCAUCACACAGUGCUUACUGUGUGCCAGGCACACCGCUAAGGGUUUACAGACAUGAUCUCUUUUCGUCCAGAAAGCCGUCUUUGAUUGGGUACCAUUCUCAUGCUCUAUUGAUUAAUGAGGAAACUGUGGCUGAGAGUGAUGACCAAGGUGGCAGGCAUGGGCUCACAUGGCCUUAGGUCUGGGCUGGCCCUGGGCUGCCCUCACCCUGCCUGCACUACUGACGCGGUUGGGGUUGGGGAUGGCACCUUCUUCCUGUGCUGCGUGUGGGGUCAAUGGAGGGAGCGCGUGUGUGCUUUCAGCGUGCCGCCUGGCACAUCAUAAGCACUCAGUGAAUGGGAGUGAUGUGUUGCGCUCAGCUGGCCCUUGAACACACACCGUGCUAAUGCCAGGGACGGGGUUCUUGGCCACCACCAUGCUGCCGCUGCCCUGCACCCCUGCUUUUCCCAGGGAAACGGAGCGAGAGAAGCAGCCCACCUUACUGCUACCAUGGCAUCUCAGUGCUUCACACAGCCCUGGGAGGCCGACCCUGGCCCUGCCUGGAGGUCUUCUCGAGAGGGAGGCUGAGGCCGGAGUGCAGCAGGGCUCUCCCAGGUACUGGGCACUGUUCAGCCAGGACGGCCAGCUGGUGCUGUUGUCCCAGGUACCAUCCACUUAAUCCAUGUGGCGGAGUCUGUGCUGGGGUGCUGGGGUGCCGCUUUCUGUUCCCCGGUGGGUUCUUGCACUGUUCUUGCUGGCUUUUCUCAAAGGGGCACCAGUUUGGGAAAGGGGUUAAGGAUGUUAGUGAAUGGACAGGAUGUGCAUAGCUGGUUUUGUGUCGUUCCUGCACUGCCCCGUUGAGCUGCUCCAUACGCAGACGGCAGCCUGUAGGAAACCCAGUGCUCUGAUGUCUCACGGGCUGGGUGGCCAGGGGCUGAGCAUGAAGCAGAUGGCAGAGCUGGCACCAGGAGCCAAUGAAACAGACAGCCUAGGAGGCAGAAGAGCGAGCCGGGACCUGGGAGGCCACUGGCAGUGCAACGGAGUCAGCGAAGGCUAAGGAGGGGAGUUGGCUGGGGUCUGGUGUCACAGGCCAGCCCUGGGCUGUCCCAGAGGCCCACGAUUAUCUGUGCUUUUAUCUUACUGAUUGAUGUCCAGCACCCCUCCCACCUGGAGGGGAAGGGCAGCCAGCCCCUGCCCACCUCUCCUGCCCCUGCCGGUGCCAUCUUCAGAUUUCUCCCCACUCAGGAUUUAUUUUCUCAGAAAGGUCGCCCAAACCUAGCAGUGGUUCCCCACCUCUUCGGGGAGUGAUCUGUGCUGGGAGUGCCAGGCAGUCCUGCAUGGGUGACCCAUCACUGCCAGUGUCUGCACCUACCAGGGGUCUGCCCAGGACAGUUGCUCGGCCCCCUCCGCGGCCCGCUUGGAGGACACACGGAGACUGGGUGAUGGUGUCUGUUUCCUGCCCUCAGAGUGUCUCAGGGCUGGGGUCUGUGGGACAGUCCCGGUGGCCUCCUACGGGGGGUGUGCACCUGUGCGCUGCUGUGCCAUCCACCUGCCCGGCUGGUGUCGUCCCAAAGCAGCACCUGUCCCAGCUGGUCCUUCUGUGUGCACUUCUGUCAGUGUAGAUUCUUAGCACAAUGUAAGAAUACGACCUACUGUACAUGGGAAGUAUCUACCUUAUUUAUAUACCCUAGUGUUCCUACUACACAAAUAAACACAUUACGUUCUAGAUUA
This is a messenger RNA of Ochotona curzoniae (black-lipped pika), 7273 nucleotides long. It is a transcript of the gene CDS2, whose product is annotated as CDP-diacylglycerol synthase 2. The transcript is spliced from 13 exons. The record is from RefSeq and is a predicted model, not a curated record. Lineage: Eukaryota; Metazoa; Chordata; Mammalia; Lagomorpha; Ochotonidae. Bases 166 to 1503 code for a protein of 445 amino acids. Gene Ontology annotation, cellular component: endoplasmic reticulum membrane. Gene Ontology annotation, molecular function: phosphatidate cytidylyltransferase activity.